UGUGAUGUCUGGACCACUCACUUUCAAAUAAUCUUGGAUAAAUGACCCUUUCCUAAAGAUUUUCUUUCUCUGCUAAACAGUCGAGUGCAGUCAAGGAAACAGCAAGAAAAGCACAGAAACAAGAAAUCCUUCAAGCCAUCACCAUUUUUACAAUGGUGCCAAUAUUCUUGUGCUUCUUCAUCCUCAUCUCUGCCACUUCCACCACAACUGCCACUGACCACAUUGUUGGUGCUAACAAAGGCUGGAAUCCUGGCAUCAACUAUACUCUUUGGGCCAAUAAUCACACCUUCUAUGUUGGAGAUUUUAUCUCAUUUAGGUACCAAAAGACUCAGUACAAUGUGUUUGCAGUGAACCAGACUGGCUAUGACAACUGCACAACAGAAGGAGCAACAGGGAACUGGAGUAGUGGUAAAGAUUUUAUACCUCUUAAAGAGGCAAAGAGGUAUUACUUCAUUUGUGGGAAUGGACAGUGUUUCAAUGGCAUGAAGGUUUCUGUUCUUGUUCAUCCUUUGCCUCCACCACCAUCAUCUAGCAUUUCUGCUAACCAGACUUCUUCAAAGGAUUCUGCUGCUCCAGUGGUUUUGCAUAAAGGAUUUGUUGGCUGUAGGGCUUUGAUCUUGGCAUUUACUUCCAUUUGGUUUGGAUUUGGUUGGAUCUAGUAUUAGAUAUAAUUUGGUUGUUGAGGCCUAAUGAGCUUUAUUAUUACAGCUCAAAUCUACCAGUCUGCUUCCACCACCCCGAACCCUUCCUCUCCUUUUCGUUUUCUUCAUAUAAUUUCCAUUUAUCCUCAUUUCUAUUUGUAUUAGAAUUUAAUUGAAAUUGUUUACUUGGUUUGACUAGCAAUUCUUUGAUGUGCUCAUUUCCAAUUUGUAUUAAAACGAAAAAUAGAGAAUGCAUUCUGAAUUAGUGUUGAUAACGAGGUUCAA
Ricinus communis (castor bean) is the source of this 926-nucleotide messenger RNA. RefSeq names its product lamin-like protein. The record is from RefSeq and is a predicted model, not a curated record. Bases 153 to 659 code for a protein of 168 amino acids. Gene Ontology annotation, cellular component: plasma membrane. Lineage: Eukaryota; Viridiplantae; Streptophyta; Magnoliopsida; Malpighiales; Euphorbiaceae. The transcript is spliced from 2 exons. Gene Ontology annotation, molecular function: electron transfer activity.